Messenger RNA from Hemibagrus wyckioides, 1396 nucleotides. RefSeq names its product spermatogenesis associated 1 (gene spata1). The transcript is spliced from 9 exons. The record is from RefSeq and is a predicted model, not a curated record. Bases 1 to 1176 code for a protein of 391 amino acids. NCBI's taxonomy places the organism in Eukaryota, Metazoa, Chordata, Actinopteri, Siluriformes, Bagridae.
AUGAACUGUUCUGUGCGCGAGAGAACCGCAACCUCAGAGUGCGUGGAGCUCCAUGUGUUUUUUGUCCCAGAAGAACAAUGGAACUCGAGGUUGAAUAAAGUGUCAGUCGAAGCCAUAGACAGCUUCAUUUCUGAGGGAUUUAUCAGAGUGUAUCCAGACAUAAGCCUUAAAGCCAUUAGAGAAGAACUUGGGUCAUUGCUUGGACCUGAAAGGGUCAAGGAUAGAUAUUGCUUCUUAAAAUGUGUUGGUAGAAGCCUAGCAAUGGUCAAAGCCAAACAAGAGAAAGACUUGAAAGCAAAAUCCUUUGCUCCACCUUAUUCCCCUUACCCAGAGCUCUACCUGCUGCCAGUUGAAGAGAAUACCAAUAGCCUUUGUUCCAGGUCUCUAAGCUCAGACACUGUCUUUUACAACACUGAGUCUCAGACAUGUUACCCUCCUAGACCCAUUUUUGCACCUGGCCAGACAAAAGAACCUACUAAGUUCCCACUAAUCAAACAAAAGUCCCAGCAGUAUGUCCUAGCGCAAAGUGUAGAAAAUGAGAGCAGCUUCAGUUCCUUGGAGGAGAGGGAGGAAGACUCUCUGGGAUGUGAAGACUCUAUGUGGACUGAAGCUCCCAAAAUGUGCUGGAACGUCCAAGAGGAGUUUGUGGCAAAGGAGCAGGGGAAUGAACUGCUGAAGGAAAUAAGACUGGUCAAAGAAGAGAGAAAAAAAAUAGAAAGAACAAGACAAGAACUUCUGAGAAAGGGAAAAGAACUGCUAGCUCUGAAUAGACACUAUAGGAACCAAGCCCGGGACAAGUGGAAGAGAAAAUAUUUUAACACCAAAAAGGCCACGGCACCAUUGGAAGAAACCUUGAAAAACCUUCGCCAGGAACUUGAGAAAUUUUACAACAAACUGUUCCAGCAACUGCAAGCCAGAGAUGGAAGAAACAAGCAAAGACGAGCAGGGAAACUCUCAAGCACAAAGAAUGACCUGAUAAUCCAGAUUAUGACUGAAAGCUGCGAAAUAGAUAACCUGAAGAAAAACAUUGCUGAUGCUAAAAUAAAACUUGACACAGAAAUCAAGCUGAGGAAUCAGGCUGCCACUGAACUUCAAGCCCUGAAAGCAGAACUAAUGCAGAAGAAGUCUCAGUGCUCAUUCGGUGGGCUUCCCACAGCCUCUGCUGAUCUUGGAUAACAUCUAGACUCUAUUUUAAAAUGUAAAGUGGAUAUUACAUCCAUUAGUACCUGAGUAGCGAGAUUAAAUUUGAGCUCUUAAACUUUAUUCAUGAAGGCAAUGAAAUCUCCAACCCACUCUAGUUUCUGUGCAUCGUCUUCUGGAAGCCAACUAAAUUAGGCUUUUUCCUCACACCACAAGAAGUAUAUAAAGGAUGUUAUACAGUCUGUUGUUUUAACUU